AAGACCAACUUAUCCAUCAACCACCAUGAUUCCCUUGCCUCAAGAGCUUCUCGACCAGAUUCUUGACCAACUGUAUGACGAUAUGAGGACCUUAGGCUCAUGUGCACUCACCUCGCGCAGCCUCCUAGAUAGAAGCCGCCAUCAUCAUUUCCGAAUGAUAGUUGUGAUCACCGAGCCUCCAAGCCACAAAAGAUGGAGUGAAUUCCUCGAGUUGAUUGUUCAUCCUGAUUUCUCAAAACAUAUACGCUCCUUGGAAUUACUUUUUUUUGAUUGGAAUUAUAGCGUCGACGGUUGCCUCGCCAUCUCCCUGCUAGACUUUCAACGUCUCCUCGAUCGGCUCCCAUUCUUGCAGGAUUUGGACAUGCAAGGGGUCAACAUAACUGCAUCCGGAUGCACUUCCCCCAAUGAUAUCACAGAGAACCGGCUGCAUAAUCUAGAUUUGCGCCAGUGUUUCUUCAACGAGAUGUCCACAACGCUUCCAGGGCUUCUGCACCUUUCAAGUCCGCACUCUCUAUCGCUGUCUAAUCUACAUUCUGUUGAAACCGAGCCGCAUGCGCUGGUUGUACACCAUGCUGUCACACCGGGUAUUGCGUCUCCUGUGGCUCAUCUUCGCUUGGGGAGGAUAUCGGCGAAAUGCCUGAAGAUCCUGCGCCUGGCCAUAUCCAGUCAAACACUUGUAAAGUUUACUUUCGGGAUAGACAUCUCUGGAGACGAGAUAAGCAGUCUGGGGGAUCUAAUUAAUCAUAUUUCCCCAUCUCUGCGCGAACUCCGGUUGACGUUACCCAUCAACUCAUUGGAGCAUGCCAAAUGGUUCAACAGGAGACAUAUCCCGUGGCAUCUCAUACACUUGUCAUCUACCCGUCAACUGACCUCUCUGGUGUUAGACUUCGAUGUCUGGGGUAUCUUCGAACAGGAGUGGGAAAUGCCCACGCAGGUCAUCCUAGCUCUUCUCCUGACUCUUCCCCUGACUCUUCGACAAAUCAGGAUUGAGAUAACAUGUAAUCUUACCAAUUCGCUCUCCUUCCUGAAGCAGGCUGCGUUGAAAGAAUGUCUGCAUCGAUUUCCAGAUCUGGAUAGCGUGGUAUUUGGUUGGAAGCUCUGUGGUUAUACGAAGGACGAAUGCAUUCAAUUGGCAACUCGAGUUAAAACACUCUUUCCGGAUCUCGAAGCGCGUGGCUUUUUUCAUCAUGAAUUCUGACACUUAACAAGCACACACGCCAUCCGAGGGGUCCGUAUCUGCACCGACAGCGUUUAUCAUACCCAAAAGUUUGCCUGGGUUUCAUCCGGAGGGAGUUCCACAGACGGACAACAUACCAAGGAGCCUGCAUUGGAACCGAUAUGUCAGGACGAUUUACAUCGGCUACUCGAUUCGGUGAAAUUUGUUGUUCGCUUGGAACACUGGAGUUGGUGAAACUGCCACCACACCGAUGUCUAUGGCACAGGACGCUCAGCAAGCGAAGCAGGGUCAGGGUACCCUGCAUCACGAGUGCUUUGUGGAACAAAUGUUGGUGUGCGGGCCAACCUUGCUAGGAAAUAGAUGCUGUGAACACCAGGAAGAUACGUGGUAUGGGGGAGGGCGACAAGAAGACACACACCCCAUUCCUGGUGAAUGGGCUCAUAGGUGAUGAUUUCGUACCCGUACGCAAGUUUCUUCGCCCAUUUUCAUGAGAAGUGCAAGGACUAUAGGCUACGUAAAAAACAAUGCCACGGGAUAUACAGCGAUCGAGUAUGAAAAGGUUCAAUAUUCAAUAUCCUUACAUUCCGAUCCCCAUUUCGAUCACAGUCUGCCUGUCACCAGUUUCCAAAUCGAUACCUUAUUCCAGUUUGGAUCAUCCUGUGUAGUAGGCUUUGCAUUCUGUCGUUGCUUCACCCACUGUUCGAACG
This is a messenger RNA of Somion occarium, 1884 nucleotides long. Lineage: Eukaryota; Fungi; Basidiomycota; Agaricomycetes; Polyporales; Cerrenaceae. The record is from the annotation of a GenBank genome assembly.